This is a messenger RNA of Rangifer tarandus platyrhynchus (Svalbard reindeer), 1998 nucleotides long. The record is from the annotation of a GenBank genome assembly. NCBI's taxonomy places the organism in Eukaryota, Metazoa, Chordata, Mammalia, Artiodactyla, Cervidae.
AUGAGCUGGCUCUCCAAUUCCCAGGCGGUUGUGCUCACUGCCUACCACCCCAGCGGCAACGACCAGGCCCUGGGGGGGAGCCAUGGCAAGGGCGGGGAGGAAGCCGCCUCGAGUAGAAGAUAUGGCCAGUAUACUAUGAACCAGGAAGUCACCAAAGUCACAGAAAGACCUCCAUUUGAUCGAUCAGGUUCCCAGGAUUCCUUGGAUGAACUCUGUAUGGAAGCUUAUUGGACUGAAAUAGAAAAUAUCAAGAAAUCUCAUGAGAACAGACAAGAUGAUCAAGAGGUGGUGGUUGUCAAAGAGCCUGAUGAGGGAGAGUUGGAAGAAGAGUGGCUUAAGGAGGCCGGUUUAUCCAAUCUCUUUGGAGAGGCUGCUGGAGAUCCCCAAGAGAGCAUGGUGUUUUUAUCAACGCUGACCCGGACGCAGGCGGCAGCUGUUCAGAAACGAGUAGAGACAGUCUCCCAGACCUUAAGGAAGAAAAACAAACAGUACCAGGUCCCUGAUGUCAGAGACAUAUUUGCUCAACAGACAGGGUCAAAAGAAAAGGAGGCUCCAGAUGGCACAGAAUCACAAUCAGUCGGAACAGAUGAAAACAAAUACCGAAGAAAAGAUGACCAGGCAUCUCACUUAGGUGUUGGUGGAAAGGACCUAACCCCACUGGUGCCCGAAGAGGCACCUGCCUCUGAAACAGACAUCAACCUGGAGGUAUCAUUUGCAGAACAAGCUGUCAGUCAGAAAGAGAGCUCCAGAGAGAAGAUCCAGAGGAGCAAGAGUGACGAUGCCAUGUUACUGACUUACAGAGUGCCAAAGGACAAAACAGGCACCACCAGGAUUGGUGACCUGGCGCCCCAGGACAUGAAGAAAGUUUGCCAUUUAGCCCUAAUUGAGCUGACUGCCCUCUAUGAUGUCUUGGGUAUUGAACUGAAACAACAGAAAGCUGUGAAAAUCAAAACAAAAGAUUCUGGCCUUUUUUGUGUCCCAUUGACAGUAUUGUUAGAACAAGAUCAGAAGAAAGUACCAGGAACUCGAAUACCCUUGAUAUUUCAAAAACUGAUUUCUCGCAUUGAAGAGGGAGGUUUGGAAACUGAAGGUCUCUUAAGAAUCCCUGGAGCUGCUGUUCGAAUCAAGAAUCUUUGCCAAGAACUAGAAGCUAAGUUCUAUGAAGGGACUUUUAAUUGGGAAAGUGUCAAACAGCAUGAUGCCGCCAGCCUGCUGAAGCUCUUUAUCCGGGAGCUGCCCCAGCCGCUGCUCAGUGUAGAAUAUCUCAAAGCUUUCCAGGCUGUCCAGAAUCUUCCAACCAGGACGCAACAACUACAGGCUUUGAACCUUCUUGUCAUCCUCCUGCCCCAUGCAAACAGAGACACACUCAAGGCCCUGCUUGAAUUUCUCCAAAGAGUCGUAGACAAUAAAGAGAAAAAUAAGAUGACAGUCGUGAACGUAGCAAUGGUCAUGGCCCCAAAUCUCUUCAUGUAUCACACAUUGGGUUUGAAGUCCGGCGAACAGAGAGAAUUUGUAAUGGCAGCCGGGAUAGCUAAUAUCAUGCACUUACUGAUUAAGUAUCAAAAACUCCUGUGGACAAUUCCCAAGUUUAUUGUCAACCAAGUGAGGAAGCAAAACACGGAAAAUCAUAGAAAAGAUAAAAAAGCCAUGAAGAAAUUGCUGAAGAAAAUGGCUUAUGAUCGAGAAAAAUAUGAAAAACAAGAUAAGAGUGCAAAUGAUGCUGACGUUCCUCAGGGAGUGAUUCGAGUACAAGCUCCCCAUCUCUCGAAAGUUUCCAUGGCAAUACAGCUAACUGAAGAACUCAAAGCCAGUGAUGUGCUUGCCAGGUUUCUCAGCCAAGAAAGUGGAGUUGCCCAGACUCUCAAGAAUGGGGAAGUUUUUUUGUAUGAAAUUGGAGGAAAUAUUGGGGAACGCUGCCUCGAUGACGACACUUACAUGAAGGACUUAUAUCAACUCAACCCCAGUGCUGAGUGGGUUAUAAAGUCAAAGCCGUCAUAG